AUGUCACCCAUUUAUAUAAAGGUGCACAAGGUCGGAGCGAAGUUCAUGUCUCUUGCCCUCCGUCUCCCCACAAUUCACGCGCGGAAUCCCGAUGAGGCCCUGUCUUGUCCCCGGGCAGUGCCAUCCUCUUCACCCAAGUGCCACCUCCCGUAUGUGCAGGACGCUCUGGCAGUUAAUAACUUCGCCUUUAACCACCUGACGACCAUAAACGACACACAAAAAUAUUUGUUGAGGAAGCUUCUAGAUCUUCCAAUGUAUGUAAACAUGGGCAUCGGAGGAGUAACUGAAAUGGACGUCGUUGUUUUAGGACAGAAAAAAAUUUUACUCGAAGAGAAGUCCAAUGCAAAAAUUGUCAAUAAUGUCGGAAAGGGAAACAGCAAGAUCUCAAGCGAGGAACAAGCGUAUAAAAUUUUGCUGGAUGACGAGGCAAUCCAGGACACGACAUGCGGCAUCGGACCGUUCAGAUCCAGGUGGCUGCAGUUCCUGGCCCGCAAGGAGGUGUAUCUGAUUGUGUACUGCUUAGUGGGCCUCACCAAUGGCAUGUUCUUCACCUACAGCGUUUCCGUUAUCUCGACUAUCGAGAAGAGAUUCAAGCUCACUAGCAAGCAGAUGGGUACCACGCUCAUAGGUAACGACAUCUCCCAGGUAAUCCUUGCGAUUUUCUUGGGCUACUAUGGUAAUUUCGGCCACCGCCCACGAUGGAUGGGCGUGGGCAUCAUGACGGCGUCCAUGUCGGCUUUUGUGGCCUCUAUUCCUCACUUUAUCUACGGCCCAGGUCAAGACGCAAUUGACCUCGUUGAGGAAACCAGCGCUAAUCUUCUCGGCAAUUACAGAGAAUUAAACAAAACGAAGAAAGUGGAGUUGUGCUACUCACAGCCCGAGGACACAUGCGGCGCGGAGAACGGCGGCGGCGGGUCUAUCAUAGCGCCCGUGAUUUUCCUCUUCUUCUCGCAGUUCCUCGUGGGCAUCGCUGUCAGCAUAUUCUAUAGCAUAGGAGUCACGUACCUUGAUGAUAAUAUCAAUAAGAAAACUUAUCCUAUCUAUUAUGCGGCCACCUUAUUGCUAAGGAUCCUGGGCCCGGUCCUCGGAUACCUGUCGGGGGGCAAGUUCCUCUCCAUGUGGAUCGACCCUGCAUACAGCCCGAACCUGAGCAAGCGAGACCCACGGUGGCUGGGCGCUUGGUGGCUGGGGUAUCUGGUGAUCGGAAUUAUCCUUCUUGUCUCCGGCAACUUGCUCUUCCUCUUCCCGCGGAAACUGCCCGAGGCGGUGAGGAGGGAAGCGAAGAAAGUGGCGAGGCAGGUCGAGAAGGACGCGGAAGAAGGAGGCAAUCGAAGUGUGGAAUACUUCGCGGCGCUGAUCAAGAAGAAGAAAGUAGAAGAGAGACCGACUUUGGACAAUCUGAGGAAGGCCCUGAAACUAUCCAAACAAGUCUGGUGGGCAACCUCUUCAACACGGUGCACCAUCGUCCUCGCCAUGUCCUGCUACUGGAACUUCAAGCCUAAGUACCUCGAGAAUCAGUUCAGGAGGAGUGCGGCGGAGGCUAAUUACUACACAGGUGUUGCCAGUCUGGCCUCAGUGUCCUUAGGCACGGCGAUGGGCGGCGCCAUCAUGCGCUGGGUGCGGCCCGGACCCCGAUUCGUCUCAGGAUACAACAUCUUCAUCACUCUCUUUACCUGCGCCGGGUUUAUUGCCCUAAUGUUCAUCGGCUGCGAGAAGCUUGAUAUCAUUGGCCCUGUCGGCAGCCAAUUGGUCCCUCCUUGCUCGUCGGACUGUGGCUGCACGGACAAGUUCUCGCCGAUGUGCUCUGAGGACCAAAGGACGCUCUAUUAUUCGCCUUGCUACGCCGGCUGUACCGUUGCCAAUACGACUGUUAGCCCCAUUGCCUACAGCGAAUGCUCCUGCGUCACGAACGCCACCGCCUUCAUAACAACACCCAACCCCGUCGUUAAUAUUUCGUACAUGCAGGAUGGACACAAGAGCAUGUUUGGUGGAGGCACUAGCAGUUACUGCCCUGAACCAUGCAACAGUUUCUUCUAUUACCUUAUUGUGCAAAUUGUGAUCAAGACAGUUACUGCUACUGCCAGAGUCAGUAGCAGCGUCAUUCACUUACGUUCCGUGGAGGACAAAGACAAAGGGGUCGCCUUGGGAGCUCUGACAGCUUUCCUCAGCUGCUUCGGGCUCAUUCCUGGACCCAUCAUCAUGGGAGCCGUGAUAGAUUCUACCUGCUUGCUGUGGGACAUGUCCUGUGGGAAGAGAGGAAACUGCUGGUUGUAUGACUCGGACAAGUUUAGGCUAGCCAUACAUUUGAUCCCUGCGGUAUUCACCUUCAUCUCGGUGUUUGGCGACAUCGUUGUGUUCUACUACAGUCGUCAGCUCGACCUGUACGGCGAGAGGGACAACGAAAUCAAAGAAGAGAAAGAAGCGGCCGAAACACCUGAAUCGAGCCCUCUGAACGUGGUCGAAGAGGAGGCGAUCGAACCCACGGGGACGAGUGAUAUGGUUCUAAGUGGUUGAGCACACGUGCCCUAUACUGAAAA
This is a messenger RNA of Penaeus monodon (black tiger shrimp), 2537 nucleotides long. RefSeq names its product solute carrier organic anion transporter family member 74D-like. Gene Ontology annotation, molecular function: protein binding. NCBI's taxonomy places the organism in Eukaryota, Metazoa, Arthropoda, Malacostraca, Decapoda, Penaeidae. The record is from RefSeq and is a predicted model, not a curated record. Gene Ontology annotation, cellular component: membrane. Gene Ontology annotation, biological process: transmembrane transport; sodium-independent organic anion transport.